Eupeodes corollae is the source of this 1673-nucleotide messenger RNA. RefSeq names its product hsc70-interacting protein 1-like. The coding region runs from base 230 to 1423 and encodes 397 amino acids. The transcript has 3 exons. Gene Ontology annotation, molecular function: protein dimerization activity; Hsp70 protein binding. Lineage: Eukaryota; Metazoa; Arthropoda; Insecta; Diptera; Syrphidae. The record is from RefSeq and is a predicted model, not a curated record.
AUCUUUUCCAGAAAAUAUUUGACAUACAAAAUUUAAAUUCUUAAUUCAUAUUCCUUUGCUAUUUGCUUGCUUGUUGAGAAAGAAGAAAAGAAACCGGCAUAUUAAAUAAAGUUCUAAAUAAUUCAACAACAUUAAAUUGUUAACUAAAACUUCUCUCAGAUUACAAAUAAAAUUUUAAAACAGAAUUAGUUUCGUUUGAAAUUUGCACAAGAAAAGAAGGAAGAACAAAAUGGAUCUUCCAUUAUCGCCAGAUGAUCUUAAGAAAUUAAAAACUUUUGUAGACUUGUGCUCUGCAAGUCCACAAAUCCUCAAUAUGCCUCAGUUGAGCUUUGUAAAAGAAUUUGUUGAAAAAUUCGGAGGAAAAGUGCCUGAAGGAGAAUUUAAAUUUCCUGGAGCGUGUCCAUUUAGUGCGAGUGCACCAAAACCCGAUCAACCUAAAGAAGAUGAAACAAAACAAUAUGAACACGUUGAUGAAGAUAUGGAAUCUGAAUCCGAAUCAGAAUUAGAACUUGAUAUGGAUGGAGUAAUUGAGCCUGACAAUGAACCUAGUCAAGCAAUGGGUGACGAAGACAAAGAGCCCACAGAAGAUGAAAUCUCGCAGGCAAGUGAGUUUCGUGGGCAAGCAGCUGCUGCUUUUUCAGAAGGACAGUUCCAGGAAUCCAUUGAUUUAUACACGAAAGCAAUUGAAUUGAACCCGGGCAAUGCUUUGUUCCAUGCCAAACGAGGACAGGCAUUCCUUAAACUUAAGAAGCCAAAUGCGUGCAUCCGUGACUGCGAUCGUGCCUUGGUAUUGAACUGUGAUUCAGCUGCGGCAUAUAAAUUCCGUGGCCGUGCUCAUCGUCUUCUUGGAAAUUGGGAAGAGGCAGCAAAAGAUUUGCGUCAGGCUUGUAAGUUAGACUUUGAUGAAGAUGCCGAUGAGUGGCUCCGUGAAGUUACUCCUAAUGCUAAAAAAAUUGAACAGCAUCGCAUUAAGCAAGAACGCAAGCGCGCCGAAAAGGAACUGAAGAAACGACAGGAGCGAGUGCGUCGAACACAAGAAGCAAAUGAAAAGGCUAGAGAUCAAAAUAAAGGCAAAGGAAGUUUUGGUCAGUCGGGUGCCGGAGGCGGACCUGGUGGAUUGAAUUUCCAGGACGUUCUUUCAGCCUUAAACGAUCCCGAAAUUGCAGCGGCUCUAGCUGACAUAAGUGGUAAUCCAGCAAAUGUGGAAAAAUACAAAAAUAAUCCCAAGAUUGCCAAGCUCAUUGAUUUAAUGAAGGGAUCAGGUUUAGCCGGAGGAAUGCCUGGUUUUCCAGGAUUCCCAGGUGGUUUUCCAGGAUCGGGUGGAAGUGCUCCAGGUGCCGCCACUGCACCGCCACAACCCCAAGCUUCUGCUCCCAAACCGCCUUUCCAAAAGCCAGACUUGGUUGAUGAUGGCCUUGAUUGAAAUGUCUUUUCACAAUAUUUUUUUUUUGAAAUUCAAACAAACACACUUGAAUCAUUCUAAACGGAAGCAUUUUUGUUGAGCUAAUAAGCUAGUUAAAGAACGAUUCAUCAAAUCCUGUCUCUCGAAAAAAUUAUACAAGAAAUAAUUAUCCUUAUGUUUUGUUAAGAAAAUGCUUUAGAAAUCUAAAUAAUAAAUUUUUGCUUUAAAGGUUCCUUUGAAAAUGUAUUUUGGUUUUAAAAGUAUUAAAUUA